Messenger RNA from Cutaneotrichosporon cavernicola, 474 nucleotides. RefSeq lists its product as uncharacterized. NCBI's taxonomy places the organism in Eukaryota, Fungi, Basidiomycota, Tremellomycetes, Trichosporonales, Trichosporonaceae. The coding region runs from base 1 to 474 and encodes 157 amino acids. The transcript has a single exon. The record is from RefSeq and is a predicted model, not a curated record.
AUGUUCAACACCAACAAGGUCACCACCGAGCGCUCGAGCGCCUCCUCCGGCUCCUCCAGCUCCCCCAUCUCGGCGGGCUUUAGCUCGCCCACCACCCCCGCGGGCCCAUUGAGCUCGUUCACCACCCCCUCUACCCUCGCCUCGCCCAUCCCGUCGCUGGUGCCCAGUGCCUCCACCAGCGCCUCGACCUCCGGGGGUCCUAGCAGUCGCUCCGGGGCCUCAACGGUCCCGUCGUACGUCACGCCGACGUCGGGGCCAGGCAGUCUCGUGGGUAUGGCGAUCCGCGCCUUCCCACGCACCAACUGGGACGGCGUGAUUUUCGACGGGGACUCCACCGACCCCCGUGACCAGACGGAGUGGGCCGGCCGCGAGGCGAGCAAGCGGUGGGCGGCAGCUCUGGAGGCCGGCAACCUCGGUGACUUGGACACGGUUGACUUUGGGGUCGCCGUAUUUGACCACGUCUGCGAGCCGUGA